Messenger RNA from Hydra vulgaris (swiftwater hydra), 1188 nucleotides. RefSeq names its product carbonic anhydrase 2. Gene Ontology annotation, molecular function: zinc ion binding; carbonate dehydratase activity. The record is from RefSeq and is a predicted model, not a curated record. Lineage: Eukaryota; Metazoa; Cnidaria; Hydrozoa; Anthoathecata; Hydridae.
CAGAAAUAGAGUUCUUUAUAGAUGUUUGCAUUUUAUUACUGUGAACAAAACAACCCUGUAUUAAAAAAAAAGGUGUUUUUCGAUUUUUGAUGACUCAACGUUUUUUUGUCAACAUUAGAUGCAAGCGUUUUAGAAUGACAAAAGAUACUGAAACAAAAGAAAAUGGGGUUGAAUCUUCUGAUAAUCCUAGUGGACUUUUGUGGGAUUCGUCGCAAGCUCAAGUUUCUCAGCAUUGGAAAAAAAUUUGGAAGUUUUUAAAUUCAAAAAAAACAAGACAAUCUCCGAUUAAUAUUGAUACAAAAAAUGUGCAACAUGACGAAAGCCUAAAACCUUUAAAUUUAGAUCGUCAAAAUAUUUUAGUUCAUGUAACGAACAUUGGAUGGAAUAUUUCAUUUAAAGCUGACAACGUUAAUGCAAUCUCUUUUACUGGAGGGGGGUUGGUUCACAACUAUGCGUUUCGUGAAAUGCAUUUUCACUGGGGAGAAGUUCACAAAGGUAAAUGCGAACUUGGUUGCGAGCAUACUAUUGACGGAAAAAGAUACGCAGCAGAAUUUCAUGCAGUUCAUUGGAAUACCGAUUUAUACCAGACAGAAAAUGAAGCUAUCGCGAAUCCUGAUGGUUUAGCUGUAAUCGGUAUACUUAUAGAUGCAAAUGAAAAGUACGAAGACAACAAAGAAUUUGAAGUGUUUCUUGAGAUGUUUGAUAAAGUUCCUUAUAUGAACAACAGUGCUUCGUUCAAUGUAGAUCCUUAUCUUCUGUUACCUAAAAAUCUAAACCAUUACUUUACGUAUCCUGGAUCACUAACAAUGCCUCCUCUUACUGAAAAUGUCUCCUGGACGGUUCUUCCAGAGAUUGUACGUAUUUCUCUUAAUCAACUUGAAAGAAUGAGCAAAAAUAAUCCUCGAGAAGAAUGGGAACAACAUAACUGUUAUAAGUUUCAACGUCAAUCUGAUUCCUCAACGAUUACAAAUAACUUUCGAUAUACACAACCAAUAAAUGAUCGAGUAGUAAGAUCUCCGUUGCCAUGAAUUUAAAUUUGAGUUUAUAUGGAUUUGGCUAAUAAAUAAUUGUGUUUCAGAUUUAUAUCUAAUACCUUUAUAUUAUUCAAUUAAUUUAAGUGUGUAUCAUUUAUUUUAUUCUUAUAUAUUAAUUUGCGAGAUAUUAGAAGCAAAAAUAUUCGUUUUUUUA